UGACACUGCAGAGAAAGUCAACAGGUGUGAACAUCACACCUGAUUCAGCUUCUCAAAGUGCACGUUAACCAAGCAGACAGAGCUUUAAAGAUUUCUUGACAAGUUCAGAAAUCUUUUAGAAAACAUGGACAUGUUCCAAACUGUUUGCUCUACGUCUACUUUAUUUGUGUUGUUAUUUUGAUUAUCGUCUGAUUUAGGAAAUGUUUCUGACACUGACAUAACUCCUGUCGAGUGUGGUAGCAGCGUGCUUUGCCUGGUGUGAUGAUUUGACCUUUGUUUUUCGCCAUGAUGUUCAGUAUCGAACAGUUUGGUUUGUGUGUCGUCCUAGAAGAGAAGACGGUAGAGGACACCGAUCCAGAGAUAAAACUCCCAAAAGACGACACAGCUGCCAGAAACAACACGACCAGAGACCAUCCUGUCCGAGGCACCAGGCUGCGCUCUGCUCUGAGGGAAGAGCUUAGGAUGAUCCACGAGAACAUGGAGGCCAAGAGGAUCGCUCGCAUCGCUCUGGCCGAGAUCAGGGCCUUCCUUGAUGAAGAGGAGGAGGAGAGGGAGGCGACCUGGGUGUCGAAGAUGAAGACGCUGGAGGCUGCCCAGGAGCAACUGAGGGAAGAGAGGAUGAAGGAGGCAGAAAGGUUGGAGAGAGAAAAGGCAGAGAAGGAGAGGAUGGAAAAAGAGAGGAUAGACAAGGAAAGGGUGGAGAUGGAAGCAAAUGAAAAAGCUAAGAAAGAAAGAUUAGCUCAAGAGAGGGCAGAAAAGGAGAGACAAGAGAUGGAGAUAUUGGCCAUUAAAAAGGCAGCCAAAGACGAAAGGGAAAGACUAGAACGAGAGAGGAUGAAGAGGGAACAACAGGAGAAAGAAAGGCUGGAAGAAGAGAGAAUCGAGAGGGAGUAUAUUGCAAAAGAAAGAGAAGGAAUAGCCAGAGAGAAGGAGAAUAUAAAGAGAGAGAAGGAACAGUUGGAGAAGGAGAGACUUGAGAAAGAAAGGAUUGACAAAGAGAAGGCAGAAAAGGAGAGGAUGGAGUGGGAACGCAUUGCUAAGGAAAGAGAGUUAAUUGCAAGAGAGAAGGAGCAACAAAAAAAAGAACGAAUUGCCAAAGAGAGAGCAGAAAAAGAGAGGCUAGAGAAGGAACGAAUUGCAAAGGAAAGAGCGGAAAAAGAGAGGCUGGAGAAGGAACGAAUCACCAAAGAAAGAUUGGAAGAGCAACGGAUCGCCAAAGAGAGAGCGGAAAAAGAGAGGCUGGAGAAGGAAAGAAUCGCCAAAGAAAGGGCGGAAAAAGAGAGGCUGGAGAAGGAACGCAUUGCCAAAGAAAGGGCGGAAAAAGAGAGGCUGGAGAAGGAACGUAUCGCCAAAGAGAGAGCGGAAAAAGAGAGGUUGGAGAAGGAAAGAAUCGCCAAAGAGAGAGCGGAAAAAGAGAGGCUGGAGAAGGAAAGAAUUGCCAACGAAAGGGCGGAAAAAGAGAGGCUGGAGAGGGAACAUAUCGCCAAAGAGAGGCUGGAGAAGGAACGUAUCGCCAAAGAGAGUGUGGAAAAAGAGAGGCUGGAGAAGGAACGAAUCGCCAAAGAGAGAGCGGAAAAAGAGAGGCUGGAGAGGGAACGUGUCGCCAAAGAAAGGGCGGAAAAAGAGAGGCUGGAGAGGGAACGUGUUGCCAAAGAAAGAUUGGAGAAGGAACGAAUCACCAAAGAGAGAGCGGAAAAAGAAAGACUGGAGAUGGAACGAAUCGCCAAAGAGAGGGCGGAAAAAGAGAGGCUGGAAAGGGAACGAAUCACCAAAGAGAGGGCGGAAAAAGAGAGGCUGGAGAAGGAACGAAUCGCCAAAGAGAGAGCUGAAAAAGAGAGGCUGGAACGGGAACGAAUCGCCAAAGAAAGGGUGGAAAAAGAGAGGCUGGAGAAGGAACGAAUCGCCAAAGAGAGAGCUGAAAAAGAGAGGCUGGAAAGGGAACGUAUCGCCAAAGAAAGGGCGGAAAAAGAGAGGCUGGAGAGGGAACGAAUCGCCAAAGAAAGACUGGAGGAGCGAAUCGCCAAAGAAAGACUGGAGGAGCAGAACGCCAAAGAAAGACUGGAGAUGGAACGUAUCACCAGAGAAAGGGUGGAAAAAGAGAGGCUGGAGAAGGAAAGAACAGAAAAAGAAAAGGAAAGGCUGGAGAGAGCAGCGAGAGAGAAGGAGGAGAGGGAAAAGAUGCAGAAGGAGCGCAUUGCCAUGGAAAGGGCAAGAAUUUCUCAGGAGGACAGAUUAGAGAACGAGAAAGCAGCUAAAGAGAAAGCAGAGAAAGAAAGAUUGGAGAAAGAAAGGGCCGCGAGAGAAGAGAGGGAGAGGAUGGUGAAGGAAAGAGAGAGAAUCAAGCAGGUGAGAGUAGUGGAGGAAAGGUUGGAGAAAGACAAGGCAGUGAGGGAGAAGGAGCUGAUGGAGAGGCAGAGGCUCGCCAGAGAAAAAGCUGUUUGCGAUAAGAUUGAGGCGGAGAAAGAACGAAACGCUGUGAAGGUAGAAACGAAGAAACAAGAGCCUCUUGAGAGGAAACCCAAUGCUUCGCUGCCGAAAGUUCAGAUGGCACAGGAGAGAAACAUAGCGGCAGUCAGGAGAGAGAAGAGUGCAGUGGAGGAGAAGAUGGCUGUGGGUGGGAAGAAAAAAUGAAACUGUGAUUCUCAUGGUGCUAAAAAAACCUGUCAUGUCUUUCUGUGACUCCUUUCAGGUUUUCUUGUUUUUUUUAGAGGUGCUGUAUUUCUGCUGCUGCUUUACAUCACAGCAGAUUUUUCUUGUGGCUUUAGUCGUGUACAGUAUUUCUUGUUUUUCCUGUUAAGUCAAUGUCUUCUUUCUGAUAGACGUUACAUCAAAAACACUGUACGCAUUCGUUUUGGAGUCAGGCGCAUUGCUAACUUUGGACAGUUACCUGAUGUUCUGUGAGAGGGCUCUCAGUCACACAGGUUGGUUGUAGAUCCAUAAAGACGUUUCACCUCUCAUCCAGGAGGCUUCUUCAGUUCUGACUGACUGGUGGGGAAACCCAGGUAUUGAGCCUUGAUGGGAUCAUCAACCAGGACAUUGUUUCGACUUGGUUCGCGAGUGCUUCUUGUUGUUGACCAUAAUGGCUUGGACGACAGUCGUCCCAACAACAAGGAGCACUAACGAAUCAGGUGGAAACCUGGUUAACGUUUUAGAUGAGAGGUGAAACCUCAAGUCCAUUUGCCUCCAGAUUCAACCCUUCGGUCUUUAGCAAACUGUGGAUGAAACAAGUUGUGGUUGUUAUUCUUAAUAUGGUGUAUUGAUAUUCUGCUGGUGCAGUUUUUUUGUUCUCAGAUUUCUUGUUUUGGGUACUUAACGUGAAAAGAAGUGUAAAAAGUGGAAGAAGUGUCUUUUGACUGGAAGCAUCUCACUUCAGGUUGCAUGUUGGGUUGAUGUAGAAAAUGUUUUAGUGCUUUUAUUUUAUUUAACUUCUUGAGAAGCAGAAGUGAGUGUACGUCAUUGUCUCAUGUCAGUAUGGCUUUAUUACAAAACAUUCAAAGCCUGAUUUUAGCAUUCUGAAAAUAAGAACUGUUAUGUUGCAAAUGUUGCAGGUCAUCUUCUACUGAGUCCACCAUGUUGAACCACCAUGUUUCUACAGUAGACCAGCACAAAUCACCAACUACACCACUAUAUCCUACAGUAGAUAGAUGUAGGUAGUUAGAUGUGGAGCUAGGUUACAACCUUUUCUGAAUAUGUUGUGACGUAGCAACCAUUGAAGUCACAUGACCGAUCAGCUGUUUCCUCAUGGCUCCACAGGGAUCUGAGGUAACAACACCAAUGUCUAAUUUACUUUUUUGCCACUUUUUCGUCACAAGCGUUCAUUCACAUUUUCUUUUGGGGGAUUACUCAACUUCGAUUGUUUGUUUCUUGCUGCAACAACUCUGAGAUCAUUUUUUAAUUUCCUUCAAAAUGUGAUUAAAAGUUGUUUGUUUUCAAAUCGAGAUACGUUUGUCUUCUUUGUUGCUGUCACGUAUAAACCCUCGCAGUAAGUGUCCUUCAGUUGAAAAUGUGAGCGUGAAUAAAGAACACCACAUCCUCCUCCUUCUAUUCAAGGCUAUCUAUCUCAGCCACAGCUUCCUCCUUUCUCACACAGUUUCCUUUCCAAAGAAUAUUCUCAGUGUUCACUGCUGCUCGUGUGCACCUUGAAUCAGAUGAAGUAUAAUAUAUAAUACAAAAUGUUUAGUUGAUGAAUUGCUUGACUCUCUGUUUUCUGUAAGGCACUGUUACACUAAACUGUAAACCGACAACAGUUCUGAAUAUUUUGUUGCAUGUUUUGUUCAUGUUGACUCUGUAGCUCUGAACCAGCUAUUCAAACAUUUGUGUUACAAAAGCUACAAUGCAUUUAAGUUAAAGCUCCAGAAACUGGACAAACACUCUACAUAUGAUUGAGAGUCUUAUCUUGUGUUUAUGUUGUAGUUGAGCCUGCGUCAUCACUACAGCAGCUGGUAAACGGGGCCUGUUUGUUUAAUAAAGGAUCAAUAAAAAUAUCCAUAAUAUAUCUGCAAAGUAUAGCUGUUAUACUUGUAAUAUUCAAGGAAAUACUAAAUGUACUGAUACACGUGGGAGUUGGUUUGGAUCGCUACACACGAUACUGACGUGUAUCCAUGACGUGUAUUACUUUGAGGAAAGGUUCUUUAA
Molecule: messenger RNA, 4635 nt
Organism: Larimichthys crocea (large yellow croaker)
Lineage: Eukaryota; Metazoa; Chordata; Actinopteri; Sciaenidae
Exons: 3
Coding region: 286-2631 (781 amino acids)
Source: RefSeq, a predicted model, not a curated record